Molecule: messenger RNA, 1083 nt
Organism: Carcharodon carcharias (great white shark)
Lineage: Eukaryota; Metazoa; Chordata; Chondrichthyes; Lamniformes; Lamnidae
Product: organic solute transporter subunit alpha-like
Exons: 8
Coding region: 1-1083 (360 amino acids)
Biological process (GO): transport
Molecular function (GO): transporter activity
Source: RefSeq, a predicted model, not a curated record
AUGGAAAGAAGUGAACCCCUGCCAGAGAUUGAACUAGAGGAGGAUGAGAGCUCUUCGGAGGAUGAAAAUCCAGAGGUCCGGAAACCUCAUGAGGCUGCUGAGGGUCCAUUUGAGCAUGAUCAUAUCAUGGAGGAAGGAAGACAUGGGAGAUAUUUAAGUGUGUCCACUAUCAUCUUGUACACUGUUCUCACUCUAAUGGCUGUUAUUGCAAAUCUUGUGUAUUUUGAGGAAGUUAUCUACCUGAUAAGAAAAGUCCCUGCUACAAACCAGAGAGCGACUAUUAUGUGGGUCAGCGGAAUUUCAUCUGUGAUAGCAUCUACAUCUUGUGUUGGGAUGUGGAUCCCUCUAGCAUCAAUUAUCACAGAUUUGACAACAGCAGUGUACUUUGCAAUUGUUAUCCACAAGUUCCAGGAGAUGAUGAUAGAAGAAUUCGGAGGUGAUGCAGCUUUCCUGAAACAUUGUGAAAAUACUCUUGUCACAAUUAGUACAGGGCCCUGUUGUUGCUGCUGCCCAUGUUUACCUGCUGUAAAGACUUCAAGGCGCCUGAUGUUUAUGCUGAAAUUGGGAACAUUUCAGCUCGCUUUCUUACGGCCAGUCCUAAUGAUCUUAACGUUAGUCCUUUGGGUGAAUGGGACGUUCAGCCCGAAUGAUUUUUCUCCUAGUGGACCUGCAAUAUGGAUUAACAUUCUCCUUGGUAUCUCCACAGUAGUUGCACUGUGGCCAGUUUCGAUUGUUUUUAACAAAGUCAAAGGUGAACUUAGAAAUCAGAAGAUAAUCCCCAAAUUCAUCCUUUUUAAGAUUUCAUUCAUUCUUAAUCAACUCCAAGCUUUAAUUAUCAACAUAACAGCAAUGGCAGGCGGUAUAGCCUGUGCACCCCCAUUUUCACCCACAGCCAGAGGAGCAUAUAUGAACCAGCAGCUUCUCAUAAUGGAGAUGUUUAUUAUCACUUUGAUAUCACAAAUUUACUACAGGAGGAAAUACAAUUUACAAGAAAUAAAUGAAAUGCAACCCACAGUAAAAAUACAAGAUGCUCAAAACCACGUGAAUGGUACCAUAAAGGAAGGUGAAAGCUCACAUGUGUAA